Messenger RNA from Hyalella azteca, 801 nucleotides. Its product is annotated as pelle-like serine/threonine-protein kinase pik-1. Gene Ontology annotation, molecular function: protein binding. The annotation marks the transcript as partial. The record is from RefSeq and is a predicted model, not a curated record. The transcript is spliced from 7 exons. NCBI's taxonomy places the organism in Eukaryota, Metazoa, Arthropoda, Malacostraca, Amphipoda, Hyalellidae. Gene Ontology annotation, biological process: signal transduction.
AAAAAAAAAGAAGUUCUCAGUCUGUAUACGGGAGAGAGUCAGCGGCGUUGUUACGGUUGUUAUGGAUUAACAAUGGCUGGCAGGACCACAGGUAACCAGCAGAGUUCUGUGAAGUAUGUCUAUGAACUUCCUUAUACUGAGCGUAAAAUGCUGUGCAGCAUCCUGGACAUGGACAGCCAAUGGGAGAGAUUAGGAGGUCAGUUCAUGAACUUCAAAGUACAUGAGUUAUAUGAAAUGCGUCGCGUGGAGAAAUGCGGUGAGAGUCCUUGUGACCGACUCCUGCAGGCGUGGGGGCACCAGAACAACACAGUGGCAAGCCUCUACUCUCUACUCUACAAAAUGCAUCACUACCAGGCCAUGAGAGUCUUGCUUCCAUUCAUUCCAAGCAAAUACCACGGCCUUGCACUGAAAGGUGAGCAGUCCCUGACUGCAGAGCUGCCGAAAGAUGUAACGUCCAGCAGCACAGCCCAGCUACGAUCUCUGCAGCACCUGCACACCAACAGCACUCAAGCUGGAGCUGCUGCUCUGCCUAAACCUCCUGAGCAUCUACUGAGUUCAUCAAGACAAGUUCCUUCACCAACUGUGGGCGCAGCUAUGACUGGCCCUCAGUCAGGAGGCGCCCCGUCUCCUGCUGCCACUCCGUAUGGCCACAACCUCAACUCAAGCCUGCCUGCAGCUGUCGUGUCAUCACCGCACCCUCAGGGUAUCCGGCACACUCUGGGGGGCAAGAAACCUGCCCUCACUACAAAGAAAAUUGUCAACACCGAAUUUGGAUGCGGCAGCCAAUGUUUGAGUGAUCAA